CUCCUCCAGCCGCCCGAGCGCUAGCGCCAGCCCGUGGCUUGAGCCGAGGCCGAGUGGGAGAGUGCAGCGGCCGAGGGGGGGGAGGAGGAGGAGGAGGAGGAGGGACACCCCUUCCCGAUCUCCUCCCCGAUCGCCCCCCCUCGACCGACGCCGCGGGGGGAGGAGCAGGAGCUCCCCGACUAGUCGAGGAACCGACCGACGGACGGCGGUCGGCCCCAGGCGUCCGCUCCCCGGCGCCCACUCCCCAUGGAUAGGAACUACCCCAGCGCUGGCUUCGGGGAUCCGCUGGGCGCCGGCCCGGGAUGGAGCUACGAGCGCUCGGCCAAGGCCAGCUUGGUGUAUGGUGGAUCCCGAAGCUCGCAUCCAGACACAGAUAUUUUACACCGCCAAGCAUAUGCUACUCCUCAUCCUCUGCAGGGCUAUGCCACAAACCAUCACCCAGCAGGUCUUUCUGGCUUAUUCGAGACUGGGCUCCAUCAUGCCAGCAGUGCCACCCCCGAUGCCUCUGUCAUGAACCUCAUUUCAGCUCUAGAGUCACGGGCACCACAGCCGGGCCCUUCUGCUUCCUCCCUGCUGUCCCAGUUCCGCACUCCAUCCUGGCAAACAGCCAUNUACAACCGCAAGACACUCAACAAACUCAAGAAGAAUGUAUCCAAACCGCAGCCCGUAUCNGGAGGACAAGGACUGCAGACUUGUCAAAAUCAGACUUACUCUCCUGAGCAGCUACAAGGCUUAUCGUCUGUUGGGUACAGUGUUCAAACUGAGCCCCAUGUUUCUGUCAGCCAGACACCGAGCUACGUACCAGCUCAUUCUCAAGGGAUGCCCACAGCUAGCCCAUCGUUGAGUUACAGCACUGGCCAUUCUCCAGCUAUACCAGGGCACAGCCAGUCUAUUGGUUACUCCCAUGGGCAGAACCUUCCAGACUCAAGCCCUUCCCAAAUCAUCCGUCCUCUCCAGUCACCCACCACUAACCGGCCCCAGAGUGUGGCAUCGCCUGGCCAGACCCAGAAGUAUCUCACUUCUGUACUGUCUCCUUCAUUCAUGCAGACAGCUCACGCACAAAGUUACCAGGGUUCCCAAGGUGGGUUAGAGAGAGCAUCCUCUUACAAUAAAGCCAAGGCAGACUCGGACCUGCUGUCAUCUGAGAGAACCGAAGAUGAAGAGUUUUUAAUCCAGCACUUGCUGCAGUCACAGAGCCCACCAAGGGUGCCCACAGAGGGCAUGGUGGAGUGUGAGGAGAGGGCAGGGAAAGGGAUGGGCUAUGAAUUGAGCAAGACUGAAGAGCGUUACCAUUUGCAGAGUGUGAUUCGGACCAACUCUAAUCUGGACAACCAAGGGCUGGAGAUGUCCUUGCAAAGCUUAAAGGACAAAAAGAAAGGAGAGAGGUCUAAAGAAUACUCCCACACGCGUUCCACUCCAGAGUCUUUGGCCACCUCUGUGGUCCAUUUCAGCCAUCAAGCUGGCUCUAUAGACUCUUAUGGGCAAGACAUAAAGAAGUCAGUGGAGCAGCACCUCCAGAGUGGCCACAUGGAUUCAAGCAGUAAGGAAAUAUCUCAGGCCCAUUCUUAUUUGCAGAAGACUCCUGAGCAUGCCUCCCAGCCACAUCCCAUGGAGUCCCAUGGAUUGAUGGCUGGCCAGCAGGGUGCUACCCUGAUGUUGGACUCCCCUCCUGAUUUGCCACCUCUUUCCCUUUCCCAGCAACAGCAGCAGCAGCAGCAGCAGCAGUCCCAACUGCUCCAGUCAGUGCUCACUCACACCCAAACCCACAUGCAGUCUCGUGGAAAGGUUCACACCUCGCUGGAUGUCCAUCUUCUGGAGCCUCAGCGCAUGCAUCAGGCUGAAGCACCCUCACCACAGCUUCAAAUGCAAGCAUUGGAAGUCCACCUCCACCAGGCCCAUGUUCGUUCUCAGAGCAUGGAAGCACAGCUUCUUGAGCCACAGCAGUCCCCUCAGCUUCAAGGCCAGCUGCAGCCAGAAAGGAUGCAGUCUGACGGCAUGGAGGUGAUAUCCCAAGGCAACCUUUCCCAGUCUCAAGAGAUCCAGAACUUCUUAGAGCCCGAGCUGAGUUUGGAAUCCCACUUGGGACAAAGUGGGACAGUGCAGAGUCAACAGCAUCUUCUUCCAGAUUCCUCUUUGGACCCCGAUUCCACUCAGCAAGUUCCUCAAGGCCAACUUGAAGGCAAGGACCAGUUUGAAAGCCCCAGUCCUCAAGGAGCCAAGCAACGGUUUGUCCCCCUCACUUCCAUCUGUUUCCCAGACUCUUUGUUACAAGAUGAAGACCGUAGCUUCUUCCCUGGCAUGGAGGACAUGUUUGGCCCCCCUCCCUGUGCUGGGGAUGAGUUCCCUAAGCAAGACGAUGGCACACAGGGUAUGGAGAGGGGUGAAGAAAUGAAAGGAGGUUAUGAUAUAAUGCCUGGUGGACAAGGCUACCAGAGUUACUGCCAAUCAGAAAGUGGGGAUGGGCAGCACUUGGGGUUAGAUACAGUGUCAGUCAAACACGAGUUGCCUUCUACAGUCAACACAGAACAACUGGGACUGAUUCAGUCUGGCCAACAUGGGACAGCUCCUGUUUCAGAAUCCAAGUCAGGCCUGACCUCACCAAUCUUCUGCUCUUCCAAGCCCAAGAAAUUGCUAAAGACUUCCUCCUUCCACUUGCUGAAAAAACGAGAACCAUCUUUCCAACCUCCCAAAAAAAACUAUGCCCAGGAGUAUGAAUUUGAAGACGAUGAGGACAAGGAGGAUGUCCCAGCUGACAUCCGCCUCAACAGCCGCCGCCUGCCUGAUCUGCUGCCUGACCUCAUUUCCAGCUGCCGGACAAACCGGACCAGCCUUAACCCCAUGGGUGACAUAGACUUUUGCCCACCAAACAGCAGUCUCAUGGAGGGGCCCAAGCGGCGAGGCCGCAAGCCCACCAAGCCUAAGCGGGAGGGCCCACCCCGCCCUCGUGGGAGGCCACGCAUCCGGCCCCUGACUGAACCGCCCCAUGGUGUGGCUCAUGAUGGCACCAAGAAGCCCCGUGGCCGGGGAAGAGGGAAGGCCAAGAAAGCCAGGGAGGAGGGGGUUGAGCCAGGUGCAGACUUGGAAUCCCUCAAACCACUCAAGCUCAAACUGCCAGUCCCCAAAGGUUUGGAGGGCUCUCAAUUGGAAGCUCCAACCCCAUCUCACCAGCCCACCCAAGAGAGCAACUUGGAUAGCAACCAAACCAGAGAGAAGAUCAAACAGAAGAUCAAGGAGGUGGAAGAGAAGCAGCCUGAGAUGAAGUCAGGGUUCAUGGCCUCCUUCCUGGAUUUCCUGAAGUCAGGCAAGCGUCAGACGCUGCCUUCCACCGCCAUCUCCUCGGCAGUGACAAUUGGGGCUUCCAGUGCAGCGGGACCUGUGGUCUCUUCUGCAGGCAGUCCAUCCAAGACGUCACACCCACCAUCGGCUACGUCCUCCCAGCACCAACCUCCCUUUAGCAUGGCACCACCAAUGCUAUCUGGUGGUUUGGAUGGACCUGAAGGAGAUGCAGCUGGGCUUGUCAUGAGUUGUACCAGCCCCUGCAAACGGCUUGACGAGGAGCUGAAGCGUAACCUGGAGACAUUGCCCUCAUUCUCAUCAGAUGAG
Molecule: messenger RNA, 3603 nt
Organism: Thamnophis sirtalis
Lineage: Eukaryota; Metazoa; Chordata; Lepidosauria; Squamata; Natricidae
Source: RefSeq, a predicted model, not a curated record